Solanum dulcamara is the source of this 1104-nucleotide messenger RNA. Its product is annotated as transcription factor MYB48. The transcript is spliced from 3 exons. The record is from RefSeq and is a predicted model, not a curated record. Gene Ontology annotation, biological process: regulation of DNA-templated transcription. Gene Ontology annotation, molecular function: DNA-binding transcription factor activity; sequence-specific DNA binding. NCBI's taxonomy places the organism in Eukaryota, Viridiplantae, Streptophyta, Magnoliopsida, Solanales, Solanaceae. The coding region runs from base 134 to 778 and encodes 214 amino acids. Gene Ontology annotation, cellular component: nucleus.
UACUAUUAACUAGUACUAAUAAAAAGAGAGAAAGAAAAAAAAUGGUGCAAGAGGAAAUAAUGAGAAGAGGUCCAUGGACAGAAGAAGAAGAUAUGCAGCUUUUAUUUUAUGUUAAAUUAUUUGGAGAUCGACGAUGGGAUUUUCUUGCCAAAGUUUCAGGUUUGAAACUAAGGUGAUUGGCGGGAGACAAAUUAUAAAAAAAAAUAUGCAUCAUAGAAUAGGUUUGAAAAGAACAGGAAAGAGUUGCAGGUUACGUUGGGUUAAUUACUUGAAUCCUGAUCUUAAACGUGGCAAAAUGACUCCUCAAGAAGAACGUCUAGUUCUUGAACUUCACUCCAAAUUGGGAAAUAGAUGGUCAAGAAUUGCCCGAAAAAUACCAGGGCGUACUGAUAACGAAAUCAAGAAUUACUGGAGAACCCACAUGAGGAAGAAAGCUCAAGAACAAAGGAAAAAGUCUUCUAUUUCUCCAUCUUCAGCUUUUUCCAACUCUUCAUCGCCUUCUUCUUCUUCAAUCACUCACGUAGAAAAUGAAAGAAACUUCUACGAUACGGGAGGACUCGAGCUCUUGCAAGUUGAAGAAGAAAAAAAAUCUAAUGAUCAAGAACAAGAUGGAAAAAGUAUGAAAGUUUACUCCAUGGAUGAAGUUUGGAAAGAUAUUGAAUUAUUAGAAGAAAAUGAAGAAACAGUGAAUAAACCAAUUAUGGGGUCCAUUUCACCCCUAUGGGAUUAUUCCCUAGACUCACUUUGGAAAGAUUUUGAUUGGAGUAGCUUUCGAUAGGAACGUCCUUUUGAAUAGACGAGACAACAGACUUCGGAUAUUAUAUGGUAAAAUUGAUUAAAAAAGAAAAGACAGGUUAAUAGGAGGCUCAUUUAUUUGAAAAAACAAAAACAAAAUUAUUAUAGUUGGUUUUAGGUUUUACAAGAAAUAUAUUAAGUUCUAACUUGUAUAUUACUACUAGUAGUUGUGAAAAACUACAAAAAUAAUAAUUAAGAAUCUUAUGAUUAGAAGGUGCUAGGUCUCUCCUCUAAAGAUGAUCAAGUAGUAGUGCUUUGGAAGUCUGUUGUUGUAGCCAUUUGAUGAAUGCUUUAAAUUAAUUUCUAGUC